Molecule: messenger RNA, 1409 nt
Organism: Pseudo-nitzschia multistriata
Lineage: Eukaryota; Bacillariophyta; Bacillariophyceae; Bacillariales; Bacillariaceae
Source: the annotation of a GenBank genome assembly
UCAAAAUCAGCAAGAUAAUAGCGCAUAUUGCAACAGCACACAGCAUAUGAAACUGCUGGAACCCGGAAAUCCGAAUCUGGGGAUGAGGAAAUGGUCGCUCAGGGGGAAAAGAGAGGAAAACUUGCUCACCUCGGGUGCCUGCAACCACAGUGAUGCUCCCAAUAGCAAAAACAACUGCUACUACGAUUCGAAGGAGUUCAAGCUAGCGUUCCCGGCAGCCCCACCUCCUCUUGUGCCACCGCAAUCUACCAAAACCGAAAGCAUCAACUCGAAGGGAUACCUGCCGUUGAGCUUUGAAAGCGAUUCGAACACACUUGCACUGGAAUCCGCCCCGGAACCGGAUUGGUCGCACCGGCAACAAGUUAGUUCUGGUAGGAUCGAAACCGAAGCGAAGCGAUGCCAGCGGCAACCUCAAAGCGAGCGCGUGGUACUUCUUUACCUUAUUCGUCACGGAGAAGCUGAGCACAACAUACUGGAAAAGAAGGCCAUGAGGGAGGCAUGUUCCAGUGCGAUCAGGGACGACGGCUUGCCCGAGGACCACCCUGAGACGAAGCGGAGGAUGGAGGAGGCGCGGAGGCGUGUCCUGAACGACGAGCGCUUGAGGGACGCGCGCCUCUCGGAGCUCGGAAGGAAGGAGGCGAGAGACGCCCGAGCCAACAUGAAGAACAUGAUCGACGAAAACGGCACGGUCGAUGCAAACGUUGGCAAACAAUCACUGCCGCUGUCACUGGAACAACCAAGCUACGUUUUGGUCAGCCCCCUCACCCGGGCUCUCGAAACCGCCGACAUUGUCUUCCCCGGCCACCGCAGCAUCCACGUCCGGGAGGACCUCGCGGAACGGCGGACCGGGAAGCCUCCUGACACGAGAUCCUCUUGCUUUACGCUAGGGAUGAGAGACAGUUUCAAACGCUUCAGCCUUGCUCAACUGCAGAACCAGUCGAUGGAAAAAUUGAAACUCGAGGUAGCACGCGAACAAAAACAAAAAGGAGAUGUUGGAAAAGCAUCCUCCACGUCCGUCACCAAUACCACCAUUUGCACUGGUGGGAGCGAUGCGAAUAUGGCCGAAAAGCAAGAGGUAUUUAUCAUGCGGGGGGACUUGUGCGAAAAGAUUGAGCGAGACAACUUCACCGAGGAAGACAAGGAAGAACUGAGGAAGCGGACGGAAAGAUUGUUUGUUCUGCUGGGCGAAACCGACCAAAGUAGCAUCGCCGUGGUCACCCAUAAGGGGUACCUCAGGGAACUGGAACGGGGUCCGCUGGGCCAAACCGAUGCCACAGAAUUCAAGAACUGCGAAAUACGAACCUAUAAAGUCACCGUGUCCCUUGCCGAUCACAGAUUGAUCGAAGCCGAACGGUUGAGGUAGAAUUUUUCCCCCCUCAUUACUGGUACAAUAGAUAGCAUCCAUUGUU